AUGGCGGGCGCCGAGUCCGGGCGCACCGAGCAGAUCAUCAGCAACUUCUUCCUGAAGCUUCUCCAAGUGGUACUCGACUCCCGCGUGCCCCACCUCCUCGCCGGCAGCAGAGCGGGAGGGGACAAGUCGAGGAAGAGAGAUCGCUGGUUCAAUCUCGCUCUGGGCGACCCUCCUGCAGCGUUGGAGAACCUCGGCUUGUGGCACCGCAGCGUUGCCGACCCCAUGGUCGUCGAUGUCCUCCUCCUCCGCGACGCCACCGAUUCUGAAUCGGUCCUCGAGCGCUGGACCGUCCACUACGAGCCAUCAUCGUCGUCGUCUUCGUCUUCUCACCCCUCCACGCCGUCGUCGCCAUUCCGGGCGGCCACCGCGUUCUCCUCCUCCUCCGCUGAGGCCGCCGCCGCCUUCUACAAGAGGACCUACAAGAAAUGCGUCGUCCUGCUGCGUUCCGUCUACGCCGUUCUCCGCCUACUUCCUGCUUACAAGGCAUUCCGCAUGCUUAGCGCCGCCACUCUUAAUAAUCUUCACCCCCACCACCACAACCAGAACCAGAAUUGCAAUUUCAAUCUUAGCUACAGGGUCUCCUCCUUCGCCGAACCUUUCACCCGGGCCGAGGAAGAUGAGAUGAAGCAUUACGAUUUCGCCGCCGUGGAGACCCAGUUCGGCCAGAUUACCGUUUCUGUCGUCUACCGUCACGACCUCUCUGAAUUCAACUUGGAAUCGUCGUCUCUAUUCCCGCCGAGGAUCAUCACCGACUACGUCUGCAGCCCCGCCGCCGCCGGCCCAUCGAGAGCCUUUCCUUCUUCUCUGCCUUCGAACGAGGGAUUUGUUCAGCCAGCCUCAUCUCCGGCGAGGGGAAUCCUCAGAUUUGGGUCGGGUCAUAUGUCACGGCCACACAGCUGGACCAGCACUCCGAUGGCGCACCAUCCCCUCAGCGGCUCCCAACUUUCUGCGUCGGAGUUGCAUGCUUCCCCGAUGGGCGUCUUCGGACAACGGAUUGUCGGCGGCCACCAGCAGCUGGGCUCUAGUAGGAAGGGAAGCACGAGCUUCAAUGAGUACCCGCUCUCGCCCCCUUUCUCCCCAUCUCCAUCCCCUUCUCCUCCCACCCACUCUGGGAAUCUUCAUCGUAGGUUGCAGUCGGAGACUGCUCCCGUGACCAUUCCAUUGCCAGUGACGGGAAGCAUUCCUGUAUAUAGCCGCGCUCCUAAUCUGUCUGAUCCUACUAGGAGUUCCUUGCCACCACCAUCUCCAAGGGUCGCAAGGGCAGACAACUCAUCCGAGGACUCCCCUGAGAUCAGAUCAUUUCGCAGAGUGGAGGGAUUUAAACUGUCAGAGAUCUCUCCCAGCCUGCCCAGUUCACUGCAGAAGGUACAUUUUCUCUGAAUUCUUCGCCAAAACAUUGUAACUGUGAUGAAUAUGAUGGCCAAUGUCAUUUUAUUUCCAUAUCUCGCAGGGCAUUAGAGAUGCAAGAGAUGAUUCAGGGCGAUUCUCUGGGGUUUUGUCCAGCUGUGGCGGUUCUCCUAGAGUUGGCUUCUCAAGGAGUUCUAGUAAACUAUCAUUCCAGGAUGACCUUGAUGAUUCGUGCCCCUUUGCUGUUGAUGAUGUUGAUGUUCCUGAUACGCAGCGGAGGUGGGUCUUCUUCCCCGUUCUUUCUGCCAUCACUGCAGUCUCUAGCUCUCUUGCUGUUCUUCUUUGCCAUACAUCAGCUGAUAUGACCAAGGAGUGAAUGUCUUUUUUUUCUCCCAUGGUUUUUUUUUUUUUAAACCUCACGCCACACUAAAUAACAACAUUGGCAUACAUCAGCUGAUAUGGUUCAACGCUGUUAUUUGUGUAUGCCGAGCUCAAUAUUGAUGGUUGGUUAAUCAGGAGGUCGACAUAGAGGCCCAUGUUUCUGGGAUUCUCACCAUUUUUAUCUGUUCUUGAGGCUCUUAGGAGUGGACUAUGAACGGAAAAAAUACUUUUUUUUUUUUUCCCUCUAUUGCUGUAGGUCUUCAUGUGUUUGGUGAUUUAUCUAAUAUAUCAAAGGCUGAAUUGGAUUAUGCAAUUAAAUAGGCCGCAGCCGAUCCCAGUCUGGAUGUGAUUGCUGAAGGUAAUACUUUGGGAUCUCUGUGGUUGGUAGUGCUGGUUGGGACAAUAUUACUCCACCUCCAGCUCCACCUCCACCUCAAUCUCCAUCUCCAUGAAGGGUGCCGAUCUACAUCCCUGUCUAUUUUCUCACAACUCCUUGGUGUGUUACAGUGGUCUUCCCUAAUUUUUCGUUGACAAUAUUCUCACCCAAAAGUAGCUCAUUGGUCCACAAUUAUUCUGCCUCAUGGAGUAGACUGCGAUGAUGAAUCCUUUGUUUUGCAUUUAGUUCCACUUCUUCUCAUUCUUUUUUCUAUUUUCUUGUUUGGCAAUUGAUUGGUUGCCUUUUUUUUGGGUUUACUGACCUGCUUAUUGAACAGAUAUUUUGGCAUUAAUCUACUUAGAAAAGAUCCAGAGUAUGUCAGCAUGGCCCAGCUUCACAGUAUCCUAAGAGAAUUAAAUCAGUGUAUCCAGCUUGUUUGGAACAUGCUGGUUGGUUGGGGCAUCAUCUCUGUUGAGUAUCCUAUUGUGCGGUAGAAACGGGUAGCAUGCUUUAAAUUUGUAAUCUUCUUAUUUUCUGUCGUAGAGUUAUUGGAUAAACAAAAUAUUUAGAAAAAAAUGGCCAUAAACAAGUGAAAGUGAUGGUGAGUUGACUGAAAACUUGGAGAUGGGGAGAUUUCCUUUCGUCAAUCAUUAAUCAACUUUCCCUUGGAUCUCUCAUGAUUAUGUUUUUGCUCAUGAGCAUGAGAUGAUGGUCCAGGUUGACUUCUUUGAUAUGACAACUGGAGCAGACAUCUUUUGAUAUCUAGAUAGAUAGGAGGCCAAUCAUAGUGAACACCAAUAGAAAGGAUUCUAACACAAAUAGGUCAAACAUAGGACAAAAAGGACCAUACCAUCUGGUGGGCGCUACAUUGAAAAUGUGAUGUAAAUUGGGAGUGAAGAGAGCGUUCCUCCAUGAGAUUUCUCCAGACUAGGAGCUUCACAACUUCAUCAUGUCUAACCAAGAGAACCAAAUGAUAUGCAACAGGGAUUUGACGCACUCUGCACUUUGCAUGUGGCCUCUCUGAAUGCAAGUGGGUAGGUCAACGCUCAAUCUCAGAGGAUGGCAAGGGAGGUAGAUAUGCAUAAAAUAGUGGGAGAUCGAUAGGUGUAGGACCUGGAAAAUAGUCCUUCAAUGAGUAGAAUAUGUGUAGAAAAUGGUUGUUAGAACAAGGUCGCGGCCACACAAAGAGAAAUAUGAAAUAAUGUGGGAAGAUGCAAUUUCGGCAGUGGUAAAUUGAGGUUUCUAGAGAUGCGUUAGAACAUCAUUGCCCUUUUAUUAGCUAAUGACGCAUAUAAAGCUCAUGCAUACUGUAGACCCUAGGAGCAAAUGAAAUAAGAGUAAAUUGGGUUGAUUUAUUUGAGGGAGCUCAUCGAUAAGAACAGAGGAUGUUUCACAGCUAAUAACAUGUUUGGUUCAGACACAUCAAGAUAUUAUGAUUGUUGUGUUUAGCUGUACGAUUUUGUUGAAGACUGGGAGCAGAUGAGGGGAGAUGAUCAAUGCCUUGAGCAUUCUGAUGCAUUGUUGAAGCAGAGGUGUGCCCAUGAAUAGAAAUGUGAGUUUUUACCUCCUUUUGAAAGGAACUUGAAAGAGCAAUUGUGCUGAAUUUUAAUGAAGAAUUCAUUAGUUUUUACCAUUGACCAAAGGUUUAGGAUGAGUAACGAUGGGAAUAUCAUGUGUUGGGUCAGAACCCCUUCGUCUUGAUUAGUUUUGCAUAUUCAUGGAACUGAACAGUAAUAUCCCCGUCACUGAUAGUAUGAUUUGAUUUCUAAGAAAAGCAGCGUGUUGCAUUAAAGUUGUACCAUUGACCUAAGUAGGCUUCCCAAAGUUCUCUCUUUGCUUCUCUGACAUGUGAUUAGUAUUGAACUGAAAAGUCAACAUCCAUGGCGGAGAGAAACAUGACUGCUUGAGAUUCCCCAUAGUGUAUGUAUUUUUCCAAGUAUGUCUCAGAGAUAUUCAUCUCAUGUGAUCUUUAGCAGUCCAUUGUAGCUCUGACUUUGAGUCUUCAUUCCACACUAUUUAGAAGGCAUGAUAGCCAAGUGAUCAUCAUCUAUGGGCUCAAGGGGGUUUUGACUUUGCAAGAUGAGGUUCGGAUUGCUCAAUCUUGUUCUAGUCUCUGCUUAGGAGGGUCAACUCUUUCUGCGAGUUGGAGGUUGGCUUGAAAAACAUCAUCAUCCUUCAUGCACUGAGAGGGUCAACAGUGAUGUGUUUUCGUCAUCAAACACUUUCAGUUAUCUCAAUUUUAUUGUCCCCAGUUUAUAAUUUUGGAAACACGAAAUUCCUUUUCUUCUGUUUAUAGAAAAACAUCCUAUUGGGGUCUGCCCUGUUUCUUGAGCAGAGCCACCGACGGAAAGGCGGCCUCAGAGAAUCAGCUGGCAUCAUCAUCUGUGUCGUCCUGGACGUCCCAGGAGGCUGCUGUUGGUAUGCUUGUACACAUGCUGAAGACGGCCCCGCCGCUGCGGCAGGACCAGAGCUACUCGUCUCGGGCGGCAGGACCCGGCCAUGACCGGGAGGGUGGUGGCGGCAGUGGCGGCGGGGCCUCGAGCUUCUAUGCGGCCCGGCGGGCGGCUGACGCCCUGGAGGAGCUGCGGAGCUACAAGGAGAUCAAGGACAUGCUGCUCUCCCGGAGUGGGUCCCACCUCCCGGGACCCUCCCGGGAGAGAUGA
This is a messenger RNA of Spirodela intermedia, 4767 nucleotides long. The record is from the annotation of a GenBank genome assembly. NCBI's taxonomy places the organism in Eukaryota, Viridiplantae, Streptophyta, Magnoliopsida, Alismatales, Araceae.